Messenger RNA from Raphanus sativus (radish), 643 nucleotides. RefSeq names its product succinate dehydrogenase subunit 7A, mitochondrial. The record is from RefSeq and is a predicted model, not a curated record. Bases 153 to 431 code for a protein of 92 amino acids. The transcript is spliced from 4 exons. Lineage: Eukaryota; Viridiplantae; Streptophyta; Magnoliopsida; Brassicales; Brassicaceae.
GUCAGAAUUAAAUAAUUAAUUUAGGUUUGGGGACAAAGAGCAAAACACAUAAUAAACUUACUCCGUCUUGUCUUGCGUCUCUCAUCAAUCGUUGCUAUCGAUCGAUCGUUUGGUCUUACUCUUAAUUGAUUGAAAGGCUUGCUUAGAUAGAAAUGGCGUUUUUGCUAAACAACACCUCGAUUGCAUCUCACCUCCGAUCUUCUUCCCAGAAGCCGGAUGGCGCCUUAGCUCAAUCCCGUCGUGGGUUCCAUGUUGAGCUAGGAACUCGCGAGAAAGAUCUCUUGGCUGAGAAUGAUGCUUUGAGGAGAUUCAAGUCGCAUAAGAAAGGAGUACGCCAAUUGAAAAAAGCUGGAGAUGUUCUCACUCUUGUCCUUCUUGCUGGGUGCUGCUAUGAGAUCUAUGCGAGAGCAACAUUGCAAAAGGAAGAUUAAGCUGCUGCAGGAGUAAAGCUCAUAUGAGUUUGAUCAUCACCCUUCCUUCUUCCUCUUUUUUUUUUAGUAAAUCUCAAAAGUUCAUGUUGGCUUUUGCUCUGAAUAAGUGAAUAAACCAAAAAGGAUUUGGUGUUUUUGUUUCCUUGUAUUUGUUGUUUUUUUUUCCGAGAAACCCAAAUCGCUAUUGAUAGAAUAAAGCAACGCAGUUAUGA